UCAAGAAUGAUUUUAAAAGAAACAGUCUCAUAAUGACGGACGAAGUGCGACCAGAAGUGAUAAAGAAAACGCAAGAUUUGCUUGGAAAAUAUUUUAAAAAACCGCCGUUAACAGAGAAAUUGCUUCGAAAACCGCCGUUUCGUUUUCUUCAUGAUAUUAUAACAGCUGUCAUUAAGGAAACGGGCUUCUUAGAAGGAUUAUUCACCGAGGAAGAGUUAAAUUCAGAUAAUAUAAAAGAUAAGGAAACAAAGCUUGCCUUUUUGACAAAACUUAUUGAUGUUGUCAGUGAGUAUUUCAUUUUAUUGUAUCACCAUAUUAAAUAUGCAUAUGACUAUAUUUUCUUUUUAGAAUUAAUUUCGGGUGCUAAUUUAACGGUCAGGGCAAGUAAAAUUAUUUCCGGUCAAGAGCCGACGAAGACAAAUGAAUUGCUGCAAGCUAUUGGGAAAGCUCUUGAUAAAAAAGUCAGUAGUGCAGAGGCAAUUGAACAUUAUAAGAGUUUGGAUAAGAAAGCGAAGACAGGAGCAAAGUCCAAAUCCACAACUAAAGAGGAAGCUGUGAAAAAGUCUGUACCAAGACAAGCUUCACAAACAAGGAAGUCAUCAGAGAGAGAUAAGAUCUCUGCAGAGCGAAAGAAAAGAUCGUCCAGCACAGGAAAAGUAGCGGGCGAUACAAAACGUGCUGAUGAUAAGGCCAACAAAAAGAAGGCAAAAGAAGAGAAUGAUAAAAAAGAAGAAAAUACAAAGAAUUUUGAAGCUAUAGAUAUUCCACCGGCCGAGCCAAUUGAGAACAAAGUGCCUGCUUCAGCGCGAAAAAGACCUUCGUCUGUUAAGACAAAGCAAAAUAUCGCAGCAUCAGCGCCUGUUAUUGAAUCGACAAAAGAGGAACAGGUUCAAAAGAGAACUUCUUCUAGUAGAGUAAGACACUCCGCGCAAGUGAAUAGCUUGCGUGAGCAGCCAAACUUGUCUCCCGAAAUUACAUCUUUUAACAAUGAAGAGCAAAAUAAGUCAAUAACGACCAAUUCCAACAAGGAAACCAAGGAAAAUGAGAUAUCAGAUGAAGUGCGGCAGCGAAGUGCUGAGAAAAGCGAUCAACCAAUAUCAGAGUUUACAGAAUCUCAAGUCGAUAAUACCGAAACGACUGUUUUGCAACAAUCGGACGCAAGACCUAAAACCUCUUUAAGACCGCCUAGCGCCAGACCUAUCAGUGCAAGACCGGCAGCUCCCAGGAUGAGAGCAAAGGCAGAGCUGAUUGUCAAUGAGGAAAUACAGACCCCAGUGGGAAACAUCAGCGUCAUUGUAGAAGACGCCGACUUGAAAGAUGACGAUGAUGCCGAAGAUAUGGUAGUUAUGGAAACCAAAGGAAGCAGCGGUGAUUUUUUAGAAAAUGGGGAUUACAAGAUAGAUAAUCAGCUAAUGCAGGAGCAUGGGCAUCUCGUAGCGCAAAUUUUAGAGACUCAAAGGGAAUUGGUGAACACCGACAAUGUCGAUGUGUUGCCGAAGAAAGUAGACAUCGCAUGGGAAUCGGGUUCGAAACGCGACAGAGAAACAACGGCUAAGGAAAUCGAUAAAUUACGGGGAACUAUACAGUUGCUAACACGUACGACAAAUCCUUUGGGGAAACUGUUAGAUUAUGUACAGGAAGACGUAGAAAUGAUGCAAAAAGAACUAUUAGAUUGGAGGAAUCAGUAUCGCAAGUUGAGCGAACAAUUAGAAAGAGAACAAAGAGAAACGGAAGAAAUGAUAGAACCUAUGAAAGAAAUGCUGAAAGAAGUUGAAAAUAACAUAAAGACCCAAUUAGAUAAAAUAUUACAAGUAAAAGCGCAAGUAUUUAAAAAUAACCAAAAAAUUCGGCUGUUACUCAAUGGUAAUUUAUAAUCAUAAUUACUACUGUAUAUUAAAUUGUAAAUAAUUUUAUAGAUUAUU
Linepithema humile (Argentine ant) is the source of this 1922-nucleotide messenger RNA. It is a transcript of the gene IFT54, whose product is annotated as intraflagellar transport 54. Gene Ontology annotation, cellular component: centrosome; intraciliary transport particle B; ciliary basal body. NCBI's taxonomy places the organism in Eukaryota, Metazoa, Arthropoda, Insecta, Hymenoptera, Formicidae. Gene Ontology annotation, biological process: cilium assembly; intraciliary transport; regulation of microtubule cytoskeleton organization. Gene Ontology annotation, molecular function: microtubule binding. The record is from RefSeq and is a predicted model, not a curated record.